Penicillium cinerascens is the source of this 2529-nucleotide messenger RNA. RefSeq lists its product as uncharacterized. NCBI's taxonomy places the organism in Eukaryota, Fungi, Ascomycota, Eurotiomycetes, Eurotiales, Aspergillaceae. The record is from RefSeq and is a predicted model, not a curated record. Bases 1 to 2529 code for a protein of 842 amino acids. The transcript is spliced from 3 exons.
AUGCAACCCUCGAAUUCGAAUAUUGCAGAUUUCUUGUCUUCUGCGUCAGAUGCGGGUGUGGCGAAGGCUGUCGUGUUUCUUGAGAGUGCGGAUACCGUCAAUGAAGCCAUCGAUCGGUAUUAUGAGAAUCCACACAGAUAUUCCCACAGACUGCGCGCAUCCACGCGCAACUCUAUGAGCAGCUCCAUGAGCCCUCGGGCUCAAUGCGUGAAUGAUAACCAUUUUGCCACGUCGCCCGCCACAUCGCCCACCACGUCGCCCACCCAAACCCCUUCAUAUUCGCUGGCCACACGAAGUCCACCCGCAUCGACCAUGAGUACAACAAGUCCGAAACUGUCCAGGGUGACAAUGAGCAGCGGAACCUCUCAUCAUCCUCAUAUGAAUGCCUUGAUCGAGGCCGCCAAAGUCCGCGCCCAAGAUGAGUCUGAGAUGCAGAAGAUGCUUCACGGCGCUCAGCUGUCAAGUCGGGUUUUUAACCCCGAGGUUGAGCCCGAACACGAUACAAGCGUGCUCUGCGAAUGCCCGGUCCACAAGUAUUGGAAACGAAAGAUUGACCGCCUCGACGUGCACGAAACCUGGUCAAAAGCUGUGAUGUAUCCCGGCGAGAAGUCAUACCAUGACUUCGCCCACUUGCGCUUUUUCAACAACAACCCAUACUCCGAAAUAGUGUCAUCGUAUGCGCCCAAUGGGAUCGCGCUUUACGGAAUUCCCAGGCCCGACCCCCAAUUCCACGCCCGGUUUAUCGAACAGACUAUCGCGUUAGAUUCGAGUCUCAAUGCGAAGGCACAAGCGGCUGUUCAAGCAUUGGAGCCGUCCUUCAACAUCUGGGAGCUUGAACGGCUAGAGUCUCUAGUGUCGGAUAUUUCCCACACUCGUCACUUCUCCAUUGAUGGCGAUGAGAAUAGUGAUAAGAUGUCCAAGCGCACAAGCAUCCGAAAGGUACUGUCUGUGAAGACGCCAGACGAACGAAGUGCAGAUAGGAUGAAGAAGAAAUUGGCUCGUUCGUCCGAGUUACGCAACGAUAUUCUAAAAGAAGAGAACGGACGAUGGCAAUAUGACACCGACAGACAGAUUGUCGUGGCUUACCAGGAAAUCGUCGGUAUGGCUCAAAUGGUCGCCGAGAUUCGAACGCACAAACCACUCCAAUACCUCCAUCUCCUCCGAGCGGGAUAUUUUGAGCCGAUUCCCGUAUUUUGGCAGGGUCAGGCGUCCAGUCCUCUCAGGUUCACUAUUGACUCCGCUGCGGGGUGGAGAGGCAUCACACCUGCGUGGAGAGGCUACAAAAACACUGCCGAAGAACGACUCUACUGGGUCCUGAAUCACAGAGACAGAGGUGGAGACGUGAUAAAGCCCGAUCUGGUUCGGGAAUUUGACAUGGCAACCGCGCGAAUGGCUUCAUCGGUGGAACCCCACCCGAGAUAUUACUCCCCUGACGACAUAUGCCACGAACAUAACUCUAGGCCCUACACGAACCAAGUCAAGAUACCUUUCAGACUAGGGUAUACUCCUAAAGCGCCGAUGGACGAGACCAUGAUUCUGUUGGAUGGUUCCGGCUCUAUGGACUCUUACCCUGUGCGACCAAAUUAUGAUAAAUAUCUCGUCAUGGGCUAUUCGAAGUCUAAUCAGCCUAAGAACAAAGACCUUGCGAAGACCAUCGUUCGUCGCUUUAUCGAAGCCCUAGGGAAGUAUGACAACGACCAACGUGGCUACCAACUCGCAACGUUCUCCAAUGAAGCCGAUUUCAUCGACGUGAUUCAUAGCUGGACCUUGAAUGAAAUCUGGAGAGAGAUCAAAUUCAGAGGACGGGCCCGAAUCAUGGCAGGGUGGCAGAAAAUUAAGGAGCUGCAUUUUCAAAAACAUUCCGCAACAGCAACAUACCACCCAGUCUACGGGUGGCAAGCUGGUCCAGAAACGCCCAACCUCCGACUACUUCUGAUCUUAGACAGCGAAACCGGCGAUAUGGAUGAAUUCGAGCUGGAAAUUCUCGGUGUUUCCUGGGCUUAUGUUACUAUUUUGUUGAUUGGGGUUGACGAAUGUCUCCAUCACCACCGACACGCUAACAGACUGCAACGGAUGAGCGAUCAAAAUCACCGUAUAUCAUUCGUCGAUGCCCAAGGAAAUAUCCCCGAACGAUUGGUCACGCACGAACUGCUCAAGCGGCAUCUCGGCUACGACCUUACAUUUUCCGAAUUCAAGGACUUGGAACAAACACAACAACCACCAGCAGAACUGCCAUCCCCGAUGCGACCCCAACACCAGAGAAGCCGGUCGAGCCAAAACUUGUUGGAGCAACCGCCAGUCGAACUUCCUUCGCCUGAAGAAACAUUGCUCUGGCAAAGAGAGCAGCUGUCUGGACAGAGACAAGGGUUAUUUGAGCUACCGGCCCAACAGGCUCCCAUGGAACUACCCGCGACUGAGGUCUCAACAGGGCGUCCGGCGACAAGGCUUUCUAGACAAACGUCUCCCGUGUCACCGCCGCUACAGCUUGGGCCGUUGGAUUCGCCGCCCCCUUAUUUGAGGACUGUAUGA